Messenger RNA from Entelurus aequoreus (snake pipefish), 1389 nucleotides. Its product is annotated as homeobox protein Hox-A4-like. The transcript has 2 exons. Gene Ontology annotation, molecular function: RNA polymerase II cis-regulatory region sequence-specific DNA binding; DNA-binding transcription factor activity, RNA polymerase II-specific. Gene Ontology annotation, cellular component: nucleus. Gene Ontology annotation, biological process: regulation of transcription by RNA polymerase II; anterior/posterior pattern specification; embryonic skeletal system morphogenesis. The coding region runs from base 34 to 768 and encodes 244 amino acids. The record is from RefSeq and is a predicted model, not a curated record. NCBI's taxonomy places the organism in Eukaryota, Metazoa, Chordata, Actinopteri, Syngnathiformes, Syngnathidae.
UAAAAAUUAGUAUUGUUGCACUUCCCCAAAUUAAUGACCAUGAGUUCCUACUUGAUCAACUCCAACUACAUCGAGCCGUCCUUCCCUCCGUGCGACGAGUACCAGCAGGGCGGGUACGCCGUCCCCAACCCGGGGGACUACUACGAGCGGCCGAAAGACGCGGGCUUCCCCCACCACGACGAGGCGUCCUACCCGCGCUCCAACUACGCGGAACCGGGCUACGACUACGCCAACGUCCCCGCCGCCGCCGCCGCCGGCCUGGAUGACUUCGGCGAGCACGGAGCCUCCGCCGCGCAGCCGCAGCAGAGCCUGCACGUACCGCGCCUGGGAUCCACCCCGGACGCCGCCAAGGACUGCAGCCUGGCCGGCGAGGUGUACCCCGGCGUGGCGAAGGGCAAGGAGCCGGUGGUCUACCCCUGGAUGAAGAAGGUCCACGUCAACUCCGUCAAUGCCAGCUACACCGGGGGAGUGCCCAAGAGGUCCCGCACUGCCUACACCCGCCAGCAGGCUCUGGAGCUGGAGAAGGAGUUCCACUUCAACCGCUACCUGACGCGGCGCCGACGCGUGGAGAUCGCCCACACCAUGUGCCUGUCCGAGCGCCAGGUGAAGAUCUGGUUCCAGAACCGCCGGAUGAAGUGGAAGAAGGAGCACAAGCUCCCCAACACCAAGAUCCGCUCCAGCUCGGCCUCCGCAUCCACGCAGCAGCAGCAGCAGCAGAUGAAAGCGGGCCAGCAGCUGGUGCCCACGCCGUGCUCCGUGGGUCUAUAGUGCACCUUUUACCCACCCCACACUCAACCCAGACUGAGAUGGCAAAGAACACAGGCGGAUUUCAAACGGACCGAGUCAAUAUUUUGCUGUUAUCUGCCGCCCACAAUUCCACUCCCCGCUCGUCUCGCCUUCAGCUUGUUGUUAUUAUUAUAAUAUUAUUAUUAUUAUUAUUACCAAUGAAGGAUUACGCACAUGGAUCAAAAAAAGGUAGCAUUAGAAAUAUUUUGUCCUAUUUUCCCCCCCCCCCACGGAGGAUUAUAAUAUACUUGAAAGUUAUGAUUUUUAUUUUUUUUUGUAUAGUAGUCAGUCACAUAGCGUGUGUGUGUGUGUGUGUGUGCGUGUGCGUGUGUGUGUGUUGAAUGUUUCGUGCAGGUGACACGGCCCCCACACCGUAAUGUACACAAAGACACGUGAUCCACGAAGGCACAAUAAGGAAGAAAAAGCAUUUACACUCAUGUAGUUGUUUGUCGUGCACGUCUUUUCUCCACUGUGGACUCGUGCUCGUGCGUCCUUCCUUCCUUCUUCUUGUCGUCUUUUUCCCCCCCCCACACCCAAAAAACUGUGAACGCUCCGUGUGUGUUCGUGUCGUCUCCUAUAGUGACGUGUCGUGUAGACUGAAUA